AAUUAACGUGGUCCAUGCUUCUGGUUCAAGCGUUAAGGUGGAAUGUGUUUGGGCAUGUGGGUCUCAGUACAUUCGUUGAAAUGGUUUAGAUUUUGGUGAUAAGAAGUAAAUUCUAUAUAGAUUUGCGUUUGUAAAAACAGUGGGAAAAUGUCUGUGUUUAUGGAUCUAAACAUAAUCAGCAGUAAUGAUAAAAACAGACUCAAAAGCAUCAUAGAGACAGCAGCUCACCUUGGCUACUCAACAGUUGCAAUAAACUAUGUGGUUGAACCACAACAGAAGAAACAGGAAAUUCCUAAGCCACAGAGUGUGUCAGACAUAUUUGAUAAAUUCCCAAUAGUACAGGGCAAAUCUUCUCCCAUCAAAGUACUGAAUCGAUUGACCAUCAUAGCCUCUGAUGCAUCUCAUUUUAGACCAACCAAUGAAUACAAAAGCUUCGACCUUGUGGCAGUGUACCCCAAGACAGAAAAACUCUUUCAUGCAGCCUGCAUGACUUUUGAUGUGGACAUUAUCUGCAUUGCAGUGGCUGAAAAACAGCCCUUCCAUUUUAAAAGGGCUCCAGUUAAUGGGGCUAUUGACAGGGGGGUUUUCUUUGAGACCUGUUAUGCGGCAGCCAUCAGAGACACCACUAUGAGGAGAUACACCAUUGCCAAUGCCAUCAGCCUCAUGGAAGUCUGUAAAGGAAAAAAUGUCAUAAUGUCCAGUGGAGCAGAAAGGCCUCUUGAAUUGAGGGGUCCGUAUGACAUUGCCAAUUUAGGGCUUGUGUUCAGCCUGUCUGAGGGAGAUGCCAAAGCUGCUGUUUCUACUAACUGUCGAGCUGUCUUGCUUCAUGGAGAGACGAGAGCCACUGCAUCUGGUGUUGUUUACACCAUGAAGAAACCAAAAACUCCCCAGAAGCAAGAAGAAGAAUCUCCAGUAUCUAAAAAGAAGUCAGAUGCCUUUGGGAACAUUUGAAGGAAUGGAAAUUAAACCUGGGGGAACUUGAUGUGCCGUCAUAGAGCCCCAGUCUAUCCAAGGGUGACUUACUGCUGACCACGGAGCCCAAGACACAGAACAACACUCCACAUCACACACAAAGAUGACAGGAAUAAUUUAUGAAGUGAUAUGAAGACUUAUAACAUCUUAAUCAGCUUCGACUGUCUCAUUUAUUAAGGAAGUUGUCUUUGUUUAUGAGGCUAUUUUCUUCUUAGGUUUCAUCACUUGCAUUACUUCUGUUACGAGAGCAGGUAAAAUUGUCGCACCCUGUGACUAUUUUUAAUUGAGCAGCCCAUGAAUCACUUACAGUAAUGAGUCACAUGAGUGGUUGUCUUGCAUGGCAGCUGCUAUUUUACUAGUUUUCCACAUGUCUAGGGCCUAUAAAACUAUGAAAUGAGGCAGUAAAGAUGUGAAGAAUUUAUCUAUUAAAAUUAAUAUUGGU
This is a messenger RNA of Cyprinus carpio (common carp), 1414 nucleotides long. RefSeq names its product ribonuclease P protein subunit p30-like. Gene Ontology annotation, biological process: tRNA processing; translation. The record is from RefSeq and is a predicted model, not a curated record. Gene Ontology annotation, molecular function: RNA binding; structural constituent of ribosome. Lineage: Eukaryota; Metazoa; Chordata; Actinopteri; Cypriniformes; Cyprinidae. Gene Ontology annotation, cellular component: ribosome; nucleolar ribonuclease P complex.